ACUAGAUUUUUAUGAAAAAAUAACAAAAAAACAAAAAAAAUUCAACUUUAAAAACCUUGCAAAUAGUUAAACAAAAUCACAUGUACUCAUUUCUGCUCCCCACUGUAUAUCAAAAUAUUUUGGAAGCAUAUGUAUGUAUCUCCCAAUUUCGAGCUCGACAAGUUGGAAGACGAUCUGUUUCCCAAUGUUCACGUGGGUUGCUCAAAGAUUUAGUUUUGAAUGGUGCUGAAGUGCCGAAAGACUAUAGAAACAGCUUAAAAGCUGUGGCGAGCCCAAAAUUAUCAUUCUUCGUACGCAAAUUUUUCACGGAAUCGCAAAGUUUAGACCGCCAAACUCUACUAUUAACUGGACGUAAUUAUUCCAAGUCAAGAAUACGAGAACUAGAAAAAGCAAGAAACUUGAGAAUGUCUAAGAUAAAUGAUGAAUCGUUAACUAUAUUACAUUAUAACGACGUUUACAAUGUCGAGCCGAAUUGCGGGAAGGAACCAGUUGGUGGUGCGGCACGUUUUUGCACCGCAAUUAAAUCCUUCUCGCACUUGGAGCCUCUGGUUCUGUUUAGUGGUGAUAUUUUCUCUCCCAGCAUGUUAAGCACGUUCACGCAGGGCGAACAGAUGAUACCGGUGCUGAAAAAAACUGGUACACACUGCGCUGUCUUUGGAAACCAUGAUUUCGAUCACGGUCUGGACGUUCUAGUCAAUUUGAUUAAAAAUACAUCCUUUCCGUGGCUUAUGUCUAACGUUGUGGAUAACGAAACAGGAAAACCUCUUGGAGGGGGAAAGAUAACUCAUGCCAUGCGCCACAAUCAAAUAUUAAUUGGUAUGAUUGGACUUGUAGAGCGGGAGUGGCUGGAAACAUUACCCACUAUAGACCCUAACGAAGUAACCUAUACGGAUUACGUCGAAGCAGCAAAUAAAUUAGUAUCUGAGCUGCGUAACGAGGGAUGUGAAAUUAUCAUCGCAUUGACACAUAUGAGAACCCCAAAUGACAUAAGACUAGCGGCCAACUGCCCCGGUAUAGAUUUAAUUUUGGGUGGACAUGAUCACGUGUAUGAAAUCAAGGAAGUUAAUGGUGUGAAAAUCGUAAAGUCAGGCACAGAUUUUCGCCAGUUUUCAAAAAUCGUUUUAAAAAAGGAACGUGAUGAGAAUGGUCAAGUUGUGGUAAACAUUGAACAAGUAAAUGUUACUUCGGAUUUUGUUGAAGAUAAAGACUUGAAAGAAGAGCUGGACAAAUACUCAGAGGUUAUUGAAGCCAAAAUGACUGAAGUUGUGGGCAACUUUAGCGUGGAUUUGGAAGGACGUUUUUCUGUGAUCCGUACCCAAGAAACUAAUCUGGGCAAUUGGGUUUGUGAUGUUGUUUUAGCGGCUACCGGAGCGGACAUUGUCAUAAUCAACGCAGGCACUUUUCGUUCAGAUCAAAUACACCCGCCCGGUCCGUUUACAAUGCGUGAUUUGGUGAAUGUUAUCCCCAUGCGGGAUCCACUGAUUUUAGUAGAAAUUACGGGAAAAUGUUUGUGGGAAGCCUUAGAAAAUGCUGUUUCUGCUUACCCCAAGUUAGAAGGCAGAUUUCCUCAAGUUAGUGGUGUAGCAUUUGCCUUCGAUCCUUCUAAACCACCGGGAAAGCGUAUAGACCCGCGAUUGAUACGAGUGGCAGAUGAGUUAAUUGAUUUACAGCAAAUGUACAAAUUAUGUAUAAAAUCAUACAUAUAUAACGGUUGCGAUGGUUUCACUAUGUUCAAAAAUGCUAACAUUCUGAUCGAUGAGGAUCUUAGUCCGGAACUAGGGCUUGCAAUACAGAACCAUUUCAAAGCGAUAACUCUACGCAACGAAAAAGGCGAUCAUCAAACCAAACAUCGACAAUCCUUAGUCACGCUUUCACGACGGCACAGCAUGGUGCAAAUGCUAGACAAUCUUGAUCUAAAUGGGCCAUCACCCAUAAGGAAGCUAUCUGUAGGACAUCACGCUAAAUCUAUAGAUGUUUCAAACACAAAAGCGUCGAAGAUGCUACGACGACCUUCCUUGGAGGACUUAGAACAAGCUAGCUGCGAACUGGCUCCCACCGUACAAGAGAGGAUUGUGCGCAUUCAGAGUGAAGAGCACUAUAAUCAGUUAUUGAAAAGAAAAGGAACUCCAGUAACGAAUUCUGUAAUUACCGAGGCUGAAGAUGAGUAAUUUUAAUUUUGUAAAAGUAAUUAUGAAUUAGUUUACUUAUAUUAGUACAAAAUGAAGCAUGUUAGCUAAGAAUACCUGCUUUAAUAGUUUAUACAAUUGAAACAUAAUCACAAAAGAUUAAUCUAGUUUAUGUUUCAUUCUACGCUUAUCAAAUAUAUAAAAAUUGAGAUAA
This is a messenger RNA of Rhagoletis zephyria (snowberry fruit fly), 2340 nucleotides long. RefSeq names its product 5'-nucleotidase. Gene Ontology annotation, biological process: nucleotide catabolic process. Gene Ontology annotation, molecular function: hydrolase activity. The record is from RefSeq and is a predicted model, not a curated record. NCBI's taxonomy places the organism in Eukaryota, Metazoa, Arthropoda, Insecta, Diptera, Tephritidae.